Aspergillus versicolor CBS 583.65 is the source of this 1593-nucleotide messenger RNA. RefSeq lists its product as uncharacterized. The record is from RefSeq and is a predicted model, not a curated record. The transcript is spliced from 3 exons. NCBI's taxonomy places the organism in Eukaryota, Fungi, Ascomycota, Eurotiomycetes, Eurotiales, Aspergillaceae. The coding region runs from base 1 to 1593 and encodes 530 amino acids.
AUGCUGCUACCCCCAGGGAGCCUAGUUUUACGUGACCCAGAGCACCUGAAACAGCUCCUGUGCUGUGGCGAAAUUUGGGUGUCUCAAUCACCUGAACUCAAAUUCAAUAUACGUAUUGCCUCCUUGGCUGAUUUGCAUCCAUCAUUCAGCCAGUUCGUAUCCCAGCUCGGCGACUCCACCUGCAGAGCGAAGAUUUGGGCAGAUCUAGAUCUCGUUGUUCUCUACAAAAGUUGUAUUUUUGAACCCGGCCAGGGUUGCUCCACCUAUGUUCUCUCUUUCGGCAUACAAACACGGCUUGGGUCUGCAGAAAAGAUAAAGGCCCGGAAACUGCCCAAAAUAUUGAGGGAUCACUCCGAUCCAAUUCCUCCGACCAAUAUACCCACUGCCCAAUUGACGUCCAUUGACGUCCUCCUGGAAUAUACCCACAUUUACAAACAAUGUAUCAACCGGUCUCAGCAGUUGCACCCGCACGAUAAGAACGGCGAUAUAAUACAGUCGGCUGAAUUUGGCGAUUGGGAUUGGGAUGGAGCACAAUACUCACAAGAAAACAUCGCAAUAAUUACAGAAACACUUGGCCCAAUAUUUGAACACGGCUUCAGAAGGAGUAAUGAAGAAUCAGAACAAUUCAACCAUUCAACACUCAUAUCUUCUAACUCUUUAGGGUUUGGUGAAUUAUUUCAAGAAGCAAUUAUGGCGCUGGUGCUUGGAAAUGUGGCGCAGAGACGCAAUAACACCGAAGCAGGGUCAAGUGGCUUCCAGAGCCUAUCCAAGAUAGCCCCCGGUGUAUUCAAACCCGGGUAUCGUGAGGCCAUGAACCAACGAUCCCGCUUAAUGCCCUCAAUCGCGAAAUCCUUAACCUCGAUGUUGAAUCUUAGUGACAACCUAGCUUUAAAGGAGAAGAUGGUCUCCGUCACAGCAGUAUGCCAACCAUAUUUGCGCCUUUCGAGCUCUACCACCAGAGGAAAUGACACAAAGACCGUAUUGAAAAUGCGAUUAUGGACCAUUGCUCAGAAGCGACUUUAUCGCACACCCACGCCGAAAAGCUUGAGGACUUCAAACUCAUUCUCCAUUCCUAACCAAGACGAGCAAACGCAAGAUGAAACGCUUCUCUCAGAAGGGUUAUCAGGAGAAACAGAGUAUUUUGAUGAUCAUUACAAUACUACUGAAUCCGAACUCGAAUUUUAUUCAGAAAGCAACGGACCAGAACCUGAGCUUGACCUUGAUUUUAACUUCGACGAGCCAGAACACUGUUCGAGCAUGAUAUUCAGUGACAACGAUAUCGGGCACCCAGCGGAGAUCCUGGAAAAGAAUCCUUUUGUUAGCCAGGACACUGAACCUAAUACUGCGCCUAUGGAAGCAGACUUCCAACCAACGUCGCCCUAUACACGCACCUUAUCAUUACCAAACUCUGAAGACACCCAGACAGACCAUGAGGGAAUGCUUGACUUUGAUACUAAUUUCGCCGAAGACGUUCCGGCACUUUCAAGCCAAACUUCCUUUUCCCACAGUCUGCAUUCGUAUGCAGGGCCUUUGAUGGAUUUAUGUGACGAUUAUGAUGAAGACGAGAUGCUCUGUGAUAAUUUAUCAUCAUAA